Molecule: messenger RNA, 1921 nt
Organism: Octodon degus (degu)
Lineage: Eukaryota; Metazoa; Chordata; Mammalia; Rodentia; Octodontidae
Gene: Tbl2
Product: transducin beta like 2
Exons: 7
Coding region: 41-1372 (443 amino acids)
Biological process (GO): endoplasmic reticulum unfolded protein response
Cellular component (GO): endoplasmic reticulum
Molecular function (GO): protein binding
Source: RefSeq, a predicted model, not a curated record
CUACGUCGUCGUGGGCUGAGGUGGCAGCUGUUUGACCACGAUGGAGCUCCAGGCAAUGUCAGAGAUUAUGGUACUGUCCCUGUUCGUUGGCUUGCUGGCCCUGAUAGUGACAGCGGCUGUGGCGCGAGGUUGGCUGCGCGCCGAGGGAGAGAACGGCAGCCAGCCUGUAGCCCAAAAAAUAAAUGGACCCAAGAAGCCAGGAUCCAAGAAGCAGAAACAGCAGCAGCGGAUUCGAAAGGAGAAGCCUCAGCAACACAACUUCACCCACCGCCUUCUGGCUGCCGCGCUGAAGAGCCACAGCGGGAACAUAUCAUGCAUGGACUUCAGCAGCAACGGCAAGUAUCUGGCCACCUGUGCGGACGAUCGCACCGUCCGCAUCUGGAGCACCAAGGACUUCCUGCAGCGGGAACACCGCAGCAUGCGAGCCAACGUGGAGCUGGACCACGCCACCUUGGUGCGCUUCAGCCCUGACUGCAGGGCCUUCAUCGUCUGGCUGGCCAAUGGGGACACUCUCCGCGUCUUUAAGAUGACUAAGCGAGAAGAUGGAGGCUUUACCUUCACAGCCACCCCAGAGGACUUUCCUAAAAAGCACAAGGCACCUGUCAUCAACAUUGCCAUUGCUGACACAGGAAAGUUCAUCAUGACAGUCUCCAGUGACACAACUGUCCUCAUCUGGAAUCUGAAGGGCCAGGUGUUGUCCACCAUUAACACCAAUCAGAUGAACAAUACCUACGCUACCAUAUCCCCUUGCAGCAGGUUUGUAGCCUCAUGUGGCUUCACCCCAGAUGUGAAGGUCUGGGAAGUCUGCUUUGGCAAGAAGGGAGAAUUCCAGGAUGUCGUGCGAGCCUUUGACCUGAAGGGCCACUCGGCGGCUGUCCACUGCUUUGCCUUCUCCAACGACUCUCGGCGGAUGGCCUCUGUGUCCAAGGACGGCACAUGGAAACUGUGGGACACUGAUGUAGAAUACAAGAAGCAGCAGGACCCCUAUUUGCUGAGGACAGGCCGCUUUGAAGAGGCGAGCACCAUGCCAUGCCGCCUGGCACUCUCCCCUGACACCCACGUCUUGGCCUUGGCCAGCGGCACCAGCAUUCAUCUCUACAACACGCGGCGUGGUGAGAAAGAAGAGAGUUUUGAACAGGUGCAUGGGGAGUGUAUCGCCGACUUGGCCUUUGAUGUCACCGGCCGCUUACUGGCCUCCUGUGGGGACCGGGCAGUGCGGCUCUUCCACAACACCCCGGGCCACCGGGCAGUGGUGGAAGAGAUGCAGACCCUGCUGAAGCGCGCCUCGAGCGACAGCACCCGCCAGAGGCUGCAACAGCAGCUGGUGCAGGCCCAGGAAGCCCUCAAGAGCCUGGGUGCCCUGAAGAAGUGACUGGCUCAGGCUUGGGCAGGGUCCUGUCGCCUAUGCCCACCACCGCCACUUCAUUCCCAGGUGCUUCCAGUGGAAACCUUCUGAAAGGAGUCCCCUGACUUGAUUUUCUUACUGGUGGCCUCUCUGGUCUCCGUCCCACUGAACAUAUUCUUGCCUACUUGGACAGCUCUCUCUCCUUACUGAUUCCAGUUCCUCCUGGACCAAAGAGCAGGGGUGAUGUCUGUCCUCCCCCAGCCCUGAGGAGAGUGGUAGAGGAGUGAGAGAACUUGACCUUAUGACAGUGCACCCUAACACCCUGAGAAGUUCAGAAAUUAGAGGUGCAACAUAGGGACACCCAUGAGCAAGGCAGCAGCUUUGUAGGCAAGACAUUGGGAAGCUUGCAAUUACAGAGUGGGGCAGUAAGGUUAGGGAAAGCCAAGUCUUCACCAGGACCAGGCUUCUAACUGGCUAAAAGGAAAUGGGAAUGAUUUCAUUCAGGACUUUAUUUUCUUUGCAAAAUAAAGAACAGGGACAGGUGUGGUGGUGCAUGCUGUAAUCCUAGCACUUGAG